This is a messenger RNA of Mustela erminea (ermine), 7527 nucleotides long. It is a transcript of the gene SCARF2, whose product is annotated as scavenger receptor class F member 2. Lineage: Eukaryota; Metazoa; Chordata; Mammalia; Carnivora; Mustelidae. The record is from RefSeq and is a predicted model, not a curated record. Bases 166 to 2766 code for a protein of 866 amino acids. Gene Ontology annotation, molecular function: scavenger receptor activity. The transcript is spliced from 11 exons.
CCUGGCCGGCCGCGGCUGGCCCGGGAUCAGGGAGCCGAUGUGGAAUUUCCUGCCCGGCCCGGCGCCCCUCCUGCCGCCCCCCGCCCGGCAGCGCACUCCGCUUCCGGCCGCUCUUGCUGCGGCCGCACCCGCGCCCGCGCCCGCCCCGCGCCUGCCCCGCGCCUCAUGGAGGGCGCAGGGCCCCGGGGGGCCGGGCCGGCGCGGCGCCGGGAUGCCGGGAAGCUGCCGUCGCCGCUGCUGCCGCCGCCGCUGCUGCUGCUGCUGCUCUGGCUGCUGCCCGGCUCCGCGGCACCCCAGGAGCUGAACCCGCGCGGCCGCAACGUGUGCCGCGCGCCCGGCUCCCAGGAGCCUGCGUGCUGCGCUGGCUGGAGGCAGCAGGGCGACGAGUGUGGGGUCGCGGUGUGCGAGGGCAACUCCACGUGCUCGGAGAACGAAGUGUGCGUGCGCCCGGGCGAGUGCCGCUGCCGCCAUGGCUACUUUGGUGCCAACUGCGACACGAAGUGCCCGCGCCAGUUCUGGGGCCCCGACUGCAAAGAGCUGUGUAUCUGCCACCCGCAUGGGCAGUGCGAGGACGUGACAGGCCAGUGUACGUGUCACGCGCGGCGCUGGGGCGCACGCUGCGAGCAUGCGUGCCAGUGCCAGCAUGGCGUGUGCCACCCGCGGAGCGGCGCGUGUCGCUGUGAGCCCGGCUGGUGGGGCGCGCAGUGCGCCAGCGCAUGCUACUGCAGCGCCACGUCGCGCUGUGACCCACAGACGGGCGCGUGCCUGUGCCACGCAGGCUGGUGGGGCCGCAGCUGCAACAAUCAGUGCGCCUGCAACACGUCGCCGUGCGAGCAACAGAGCGGCCGCUGCCAGUGUCGCGAGCGCACGUUUGGCGCGCGCUGCGAGCGCUACUGCCAGUGCUUUCGCGGCCGCUGCCACCCUGUGGACGGCACGUGCGCCUGCGAGCCGGGCUACCGGGGCAAAUACUGCCGGGAGCCGUGCCCAGCCGGCUUCUACGGCCUGGGCUGCCGCCGCCGAUGCGGCCAGUGCAAAGGCCAGCAGCCUUGCACGGUGGCCGAGGGCCGCUGCCUGACUUGUGAGCCCGGCUGGAACGGCACCAAGUGCGACCAGCCGUGCGCCACCGGCUUCUAUGGCGAGGGCUGCAGCCACCGCUGCCCGCCCUGCCGCGACGGGCAUGCCUGCAACCACGUCACUGGCAAAUGCACGCGCUGCAACGCGGGCUGGAUCGGCGACCGGUGCGAGACCAAGUGCAGCAAUGGCACUUACGGCGAGGACUGUGCAUUUGUGUGCGCCGACUGCGGCAGCGGCCACUGCGACUUCCAGUCGGGGCGUUGCCUGUGCAGCCCCGGCGUCCACGGGCCCCACUGUAACCUGACAUGCCCGCCUGGGCUUCACGGCGUGGACUGCGCCCAGGCCUGCAGUUGCCACGAGGACUCGUGCGACCCAGUCACUGGUGCCUGCCGCUUAGAGACCAACCAGCGCAAGGGCGUGAUGGGAGCGGGUGCGUUGCUUGCUCUGCUCCUCGGCCUGCUGCUCUCGCUGCUCGGCUGCUGCUGCGCCUGCCGCGGCAAGGACCCGGCGCGCCGGGAGCUCACGCUCGGGAGGAAGAAGGCGCCGCAGCGACUGUGCGGUCGCUUCAGCCGCAUCAGCAUGAAGCUGCCACGGAUCCCGCUCCGGAGGCAGAAGCUGCCCAAGGUCGUAGUGGCCCAUCACGACCUGGAUAAUACACUCAACUGUAGCUUCUUGGAGCCACCGUCAGGGCUGGAGCAGCCCUCGCCAUCAUGGUCCUCCCGGGCUUCCUUCUCCUCCUUUGACACCACUGAUGAAGGCCCGGUGUACUGCGUACCCCAUGAGGAGACCACAACCGAGAGCCGGGACGCGGAGGCCCCCACGGGCCCUACCGAGGCGCUGGCGUCAUCCCCGGCGCCGGUGACCACACCGACGUCCGCAGAGGAGGCGACUCCCCUCCCCGCGUCCUCUGACAGCGAGCGGUCAGCGUCGAGCGUGGAAGGGCCUGGCGGGGCGCUGUAUGCGCGGGUGGCUCGGCGCGAGGCCCGGCCGGCCCGGGCCCGGGGCGAAGCGGGGGGCCUGUCGCUUUCGCCGUCUCCCGAGCGCAGGAAGCCGCCUCCACCCGACCCUGCCACCAAGCCCAAGGUGUCCUGGAUCCACGGCAAGCACGGCGCCGCUGCUGCUGCCCGUGCGCCCUCACCGCCACUCUCGGGACCCGAGGCCGCGCCCAGUCCCAGCAAGAGGAAACGGACGCCCAGUGACACGUCGGCGCGGCCGGAGGAGCCCGGCAGCCCCAGGGCCCGUGACCCCACGCCACGGCCCCCGGGGCUGGCGGAGGAGGGGUCAGCCCUCGCCUCCCCCUCGCCGCCUAGGGCUCGGGCGCGGGGUCGCGGCCCUGGCCUCUCGGAGCCCACGGACGCUGGCAGUCCCCCGCGCAGCGCGCCCGAGGCCGCCUCCAUGCUCGCCGCGGAGCUGCGCGACAAGACUCGCAGCCUGGGCCGCGCCGAAGGGGCUCCCGGCGCGCAGGGUCCGCGAGAGAAGCCGGCGCCGCCACAGAAAGCCAAGCGCUCGGUGCUGCCUGCCUCGCCGGCCCGCGCGUCCCCUGCGCCCGAGGCCGCGGGGCCCGAGAAGGUGGCGGCCGCCGUGCCCGCGCCCGACACCCCCCGGAAAAAGACCCCCAUCCAGAAGCCGCCGCGUAAGAAGAGCCGGGAAGCGGCAGGCGAGCUGGGCAGGGCGGGCGCGCCCACCCUGUAGCAGGCGACGGCCCCGGCCGCGCCCGCAGGUCCCCCAGGCUUAGCAGCGCUGCUUGCCACCCCGCGUUCCGCGCCCGCCCGACGAGCCCCGCGGCGCCCCGGCCACGGCGGCCUCCCGGGACCUCGCGGGGAGCAGCCUGGCGGGAGGCUGCGUCUCAUUGGCUCAGGCUCCAGCGGCGGCUCCUCAAUUGGCGGGAAGACCCCAUUCCAUUCUUUGAGUCCUGACAGGCGCUUAGCAGGCGACUCCCUUCCCACUGGCCGAGAGCUCCGACUACCCAGGGUCUCGAAGGCCGAGAGACCAGUAAGAACUGGCCCAGAGUGCACUUGUGCUGGGGUACCUUCUCAUUGGUUGAGGCCAGAAGCACUUCUUCCUCGGCUGCCUCUCAUUGGCCAGGGCCUGGUGCCUCUGGCUAGAGGCCUCUUUCCUUGACGGUAGCCGAAGGCUACUUGCACUGGCCAGGCCCCAGGGCAUCUGGUUGACUGGAGCCUGGGGAGGAGGGCUGGUCUCUGCUCCUCAGGGGGCUCAGCGUCCCCUGGGCCCGGCCUGUCCCCCCUCCCACUUCCCCUCCCUGUGCCCCCAACCCCAGCCUCCCUAGCCCUGGCCCCUCAGCUGUCGAGCUGGUUUUGAUGGCCUCCCACCGCCCCACAUGCCGCGGGAAUCCGAGGGGCGACUCCAGUGGUCUGAGGAGAUGUAUUUAUAGGCCCCCGGUAGGGCUGCUCUGGCCCCAUCCGGGUGCCCCAGGAUGGGCUCCUCCCGGCAGGGGCUUGGCCAAAGCUUUCUUAUUAAAGUGCCUUUUUUUUUUUUUCCCCCUCUUGUGCUUUGCUUGCUUCCAAUCUGCCCUUUCACGGGCAAGGAAGGAUCUUCCCUCCAAGAAUUCCUGUCACCUCUUCCAGUGGGCGCUCACACACCAGAGUCCUCUACCUAAGCAGAACCUGGAAGCCCAGGUGUGGGGCUCUUGGGACCGCGCUGGAGGCGGGUUGUGUCCAUCGGCCCAUCAUUUAUUUAUCAGCUUUACUAGGCACCCACCUCGGCCCAUUCUCCACCGGCAGCCCAGGAGGAAGGAUGGGCCAGAACAGACAGGGUGGAGUCCCUUGGCUACAGGGACAUUGUGUCUGGGGCUGCUUCUGACCUGUGUUUCUCCCGCGGGCCACUGCUAUUACACUUGGGGGCUCCGAGCGUUUGGUGUGGCUGAUGCAGGUCAGAGGCUAGGGCCAGGGGGCAGUGGGCCACAGGCACAGCUCCAGCCAGUUUCCUCAGGCACAAACAAGAUGGUCUGGCCCUGCACAGAGCCCCGCUGUCUGCCUCAAUGGGCUCCUUGUCCUCAGCCGGAAACUCUCACCCGCCCUCCCCGCCGGGCUGAGGGAGGCUGAGGGGGCGGGGGAAGAGAGGAGGGAGCAUGCCUGGCCCCGAGCCCUAGCUGGCCUGGCAGGCAGUCCCUACUCUGGCCCAGCCUUCUAUCUGUGACCAUUUGCACGCCCUCACCCCCAGGGUCUUCAUGGCUUCUGGCCCUCCAGCAGGUCUCCCAAGUGACCUUCCUGGGCUACAAAGCCUUAUCUUUCUAGGGUACCCAUUGACUACUGUCCAUCUGGGUUCCUCCCAUCCCCCUGCCUCUGCCCAGCAGGUCUCUUUCCAUCUGGAUGCCCAGCAGUUUCAAUCCGGAGAUUCUGCCAAGAUCCUCCAAUCAUCUCCCCAGCCCCCCUGGCCCCCUCCCCUGCAACCCCCAGCGUAGCAUAGGGUCUGACCACGCUGGCAGCUCAGGGAUCUUGCCCUUCAAGUCUCUUGACUUCUGGCCAGAUACCACACUAAUGUCAACUUCAGUGACCCAUACAGUGGCUCAGCCACCUGAGUGGAGAUGGCCUCAUGCCAUGGGCGGGACAUCUGAUGUGGCUUGCAUGGACAUCGUCCCGGCAUUUGGCCUGGUCGGGCUGCACAUGGAACACAGGCUUCCCUCUGGCCAGCCAGGCACCCUCCCAGCCGUGGCCCUGUGGCUGGCUGCCUCUAUUGCUGCUGGGGUUGAGAACACGGGCUUAAGGUUGCCCAGGAGGGACUGAUGCCCAGCUGGGCCCAGCAAACGCAGAGCAGUGACCUAGGAUGGUGGGGGAGGGUGGUGCCGUGGUUGAGGCCACAGUCUUGCUCUGUACCCCCUACUCCCCAGGGAAGCCCAUGUUGAUACUCCCUGGCCCCCAAAACGUAGCUCUUAGCCCUCCCCCUCCCAGCAGUCUGGGUCAGCACAGUGUGGGGGUGACCUGAGUGGUCACAUAGAUGGGGUCUUUCCUGGGGCCAGAAACCCUCCAGGGGCCCAAGAUGGGAGCCCCUCAGAGUGGGUGCCUCACAGAGAAGGGUCAUCCCCCAUACAGCAGCCAGCCUCUGCCACCCGCCCCCACUGCGGGCAGGAUGCUGUGGCCUGGAGGCCAGGCAGGAACCAGGCCAAGAAAGUUACCAGGAUGAUCCCAGUAGCCGCUGGGGGAGACAACUGCCAGGACCCCUCAACAAACCGCCCCCCCCCAACACACACACACACACACAGACGUUUCCUCCCCACCCCCUCAGGCCUGCCGGCAGUGCCAGCUUCCAAGGAAGGCGCCACAGAAGGGAACCGCGGCUGCUGGAACCUCUGUUGCCAUGGGGAUGGGGACCACAGGACCCACAUCUGGUAGCGAUUGAGGAGGAAAAAUUAUGAGUCGUGGAAAACGCAAAUAUUUUUUGUAGCACAGAGCACAAAGGAGCGGGAGGAAUGUGGGUCUGGAGCAGGCCCGAGCCAGGCUGGGUUUCAGACGGGGACGCAGUUCACAUCACAGAGAGACCAAGCUACAAACACAUACCCCGCCACACACACACAAAUACCAAGACAAACACGCGCACCGUGACACAUAUGCACACACAGCAAGACCCGAAGAAACAGAGAGACAUUCAUCUGCCAGUACACACACACACACACAGACACACACACAGCCCACAGGAAGACAAGAAAGCACACUCCCCCUGGAAGUCCCAACCAUGAAAUCCAGCCAAGGCACAGAAGUAGAAAGAGACUCAGUCCACAAUGUAUACACCAUGAGAAACGGGAGCACCAAGACAGAGACACCGCAACUCACACAUACAUCCUAAGAAACUACCAGGCACACAACCCUGUAACACCAAAACACUCGCCACCAACUUAUGGAAGCGUUGAGAGAGACACACACCGCCAGAUCCACAGAAGCACCGAGAGACACUCCCUCAGCAAUGGCAUACACCCUCCACAAGCAACACCCAGGGGGACGCGUGCCAAGACACAGACACACACACCACCACCAAACAGAAACACGGUGACACACACACAAAUUGCAACACACAUGCAUUCACACACGCAACUCACACAACCAAUGAGAGGUACACCUUAUAAACACACACAUCACUAGAUACCGGCAAACACAGAGACAGACCCACCAAGAAAAACGCACACCCGACAGCAAACAGAAACACGGGAGUAGACAGAGAGCCUCUAACAGCCAUCCAUAGCCCCUCAGCCCCAACUAGACACCACACACACAGACACACAAACACUCAUGCACAAAAACCCGCUCCUCUAGAAACAGAUAUGAGACCCACUCACAUCUGGCAAACACAUAAGCACACAAUCAGACACACAGAACAUCAGGACAGACUGAGCCCCGGCUCCAGAAAAGCAAGGAUGUUUGAGAAAUCCCAUCCUUCUGUACUCCGAGAAAUGGCUUCCUCUAAAAGUCCACUUUGCCCUUGUACAUGCAACACCCUCCCACUCUUCCUCAUGACUCCCUUGUCUACCUGCUUCUAGAAAAACCCAAGCCCCGUCCAUUCCCUGUGGACAUUCCUGGUCAGCGAACGUUCUUCUUCUUGCUGUAGCUUGAAUGGAAUUGUCUCUCUCAUGGUCUAAGACAUUCCCCCCCUACCCUCGAGGUUCUGGUGCCCUGACUGGUGCAGACUGGAGAGACCUUAGGAUCCCUCGUGUGCCACUGUUGACCAGCAGUCCAGAUGCCAAAGGGACCCCCGCUCUGGUCUCACGCUCUCUGGGUUCAGGUCCAUUGGAAGCACAUCAAGAAUUUGAUUUUGAUUCCUUUUUGAGGACUUCAUUGAUUUUGGGUGCCAGAUUCCUUCCGUUUCAUGAUCUGACCAGUUGGUUUUGUUUCUGCUACUCUUUCCUGUUUGUCUAUUUGUUUUGAGCCGAAGUCAAUUAAACGUUUGUAUCCGCUGGGAAGACAGUUUAGAGAUGUGGCCAGUCGUAGAUGGAGAGAGUUGUCUUGAAGGUUUUCUUAAGGGCAGUCAGAGAGGCUGUGAUAGGAAGAGGUAAGCGAACAGGUGCUUGUGACACACCCAGCAGCUAGUGUGCUUUCGGGAGGCUUGCCCGCAUGCUUGGCAAUGCCUCCCAAAAGGUCAAAAGUGGACAGGGUGGGGUGAGGAGAGUAGAGGCUUGGCGGCACAGCAAGAGUUGAAAAGUAGGUGAAGGUGUCUGCAGAGGUCAGGGCCUACGCAGAGGAGGGGCGGGGAGGAAGAACAUUUAGGGGGAGGAGACAUCUGAUGGGGCACAGGGGAGCAUGGAUGGGACAUUUGGGGUCAUCAUCAGGCACAGUCCAUCUUUGGGUGACAUCAGUGUAGGAGGAGUGCAGCUGCAGAGCUGAGGUCACCUGGUUUAGUCAAGAAGGGGGUCAGUGUCACUACAGUUAACAUGUGGGAACAACUCGAGUGUCCAUCAAUGGAUAAGUGAAUAAACAAAACGUGUUCCAGCCACACAACAGAAAGUUA